UCUAUUUCCAAUGUCCCUAGCUAAAAAUCGAUUGUUUCUAACGUCUUAUUUCAUCAAUAUAAAUACACACAAUCACUCAUUUUGAUCUUCACUUCAUACCAAUGAAAAACAACACAACAACGGUAAGAAACCUAAACCAUCAAGAACAAACACUAACCAACGACAAAACCACCAACAAUAUGCACCCUGAUUUGCACCACAUCACUGAGCUUUUCCGAAGGAAUUUUGGCUCUCAACGAAUCCAAAAUGAAGUCACAACACAAAGACUUCAAGGACAGUUGAAGGAGCUAGUUCGUGUUUCAGAUCUCGAUUUACCGAAUCAUCAACAAUUGCGUGCAAUUGUAAGGAGAAUAAGAAUGACAUAUGAUUCCGUUCGGCUUUUGGCUGUGGCAGAAGAAGAAAACGGGGUUGUUGUUCAUCCGGAGAGAAGCGAUCAAAGAGCUUCUGCUUUGAUGAGGAGGCACGGUUUGUGGUUGAAUCGUGAUAAGACGAUCAUCGGAACAAUUCCCGGUGUUUGCAUCGGGGAUGUGUUUUUUUAUAAAACGGAAUUGGCUGUUGUUGGUUUGCAUGGUCAACCAGAAGCUGACAUUGAUUAUAUACCUGGUAGUGUGAGUUCGAGUGGCGAACCGAUUGCUACUAGUGUGAUUGUUUCUGGUGGAUAUGAGAAUGAUGUUGAUCAAAGUAAUGUUAUUGUUUAUUCUGUUUAUGGCGGUGAGGAUAAGAAUUCGAGGCAAGUUUUUCAUCAGAAGUUAGAAGGUGGGAACCUUGCUAUGGAGAGAAGUAUGCAUUAUGGGAUUGAAGUUAGGGUUAUUCGUAGUGUCCAAUAUGAAGGUACUGCUUCUGUGUUUGAUAAGGUUUAUUUUUAUGAUGGUUUGUAUAAGAUAGUUAAAUCUUGGGUUGAUAGUAAAUCUGGUUUUAAUGUCUACAAUUUUAAGUUACAGAGAAUCGACGGUCAAGCUAAGAUGGAUUGUGUUGUUUUUAACCCUAGGUGUGUCUUAUCUCUAGAUAUUUCCAAAAAGAAAGAGAAUGUCGAUAUUAGGCUAGUUAAUAAUAUUGAUAGGAAUCAUGACCCGAUCUAUUUUGAGUAUCUUCCGAGGGCUAUUUUUCCGCAUUUUGUGUUACAACAGAGCGGGGGGGAAACAGGUUGUGAAUGUAUAAACAACUGUGUGGAUGGAUGCUUCUGUUUCAUAAAGAAUGGAAAUGAAUUUCCAUAUAGUCAAAAUGGGAUUCUAUUGAAAGGGAGGCCGUUCAUUUUUGAAUGUGGUCCACUUUGUCGCUGUCCUCCACAUUGUCGUAACCGUGUUACACAAAAAGGUCUGAAACACAGGUUGGAAGUGUUUAGAUCUAGGAACUCUGGUUGGGGAGUUAGGUCUUUGGACCUUAUUCAAGCAGGUACUUUCAUAUGUGAGUACACCGGGAUUGUCUUGACUAGGGAGCAACAACAAAUUGUUACCAUGAAUGGUGAUUCAUUGAUAUAUCCAAGUCAAUUUGCAGAAAAUUGGGCGGAAUGGGGUAAUUUAUCCCUAAUAGACACUAGUUAUAAAUGUCCAUCCUAUCCAUCAAUUCCUCCGUUAGAGUUUGCUAUGGAUGUGUCAAGAAUGAGGAAUGUUGCAUGCUAUAUAAGUCAUAAUUCAACUCCUAAUGUGAUGGUUCAAUUUGUUCAUUUUGAGCAUAAUAAUGUGAUGUUCCCUCACACUAUGCUAUUUGCAAUAGAGAACAUCCCUCCAUUGAGAGAACUUACCCUUGAUUAUGGGGUAGCUGAUGGUGACUUGAGUGGCUAACUAGCCAUAUGUAACAAAAUAUUUUGAAAGCUUCACAAACUAUACAUUAUGUUGAAGCUGAGUUUUAGGGAAAGUUUAUAGGGGUAGAGUCAACUCCUUU
Messenger RNA from Trifolium pratense (red clover), 1881 nucleotides. Its product is annotated as histone-lysine N-methyltransferase family member SUVH9-like. The transcript has a single exon. The record is from RefSeq and is a predicted model, not a curated record. Bases 102 to 1781 code for a protein of 559 amino acids. Gene Ontology annotation, cellular component: nucleus. NCBI's taxonomy places the organism in Eukaryota, Viridiplantae, Streptophyta, Magnoliopsida, Fabales, Fabaceae. Gene Ontology annotation, molecular function: zinc ion binding; histone methyltransferase activity; protein binding.